AUGAACUGCGGGAUAGUCCAAGAUCCUCAGAGCCUGGGUCGUGAAAGACUCACUCUGCUCUCUCAGAUCGAGCGAUUGCAAAACAGCUCCGACGAAACGACGGAUGUUUUGAACAUCUUGAUCACUGAAUACAACGAGAUCACAACUGCAUAUAAUCAAGUGCUCGAUGCGUCUCGUACUCGCUCGCCGGAUCAGCUGCCCACGGAACUCUGGAUCAAGAUUAUCAAAGAGGUUGCAGUCAGCCACUGGGAUUGGUCAUAUAAAAUCCUCCUUAUUUUGACUCUCGUCAGUAAAAAAUGGGCUGCUGUCAUUCUGGAGACCCCGUCGUUAUGGGUGUCUAUAGGGUGCCCUACGGAUGCGGAGGAUUUCGACGCAGUGAUUUCCGUUCAGCUCACGCUUUCGAAUCCGCUUCCUCUUUCCAUUCGGUCUAGGGACGCCAAGACGUUUGUCCAGCAAGCUGCUCCUCUGCUAUCGUCCCACGCCCAUCGAAUAGAAGACUUGGAUAUGGUGUCUUUAAACCUCCCUCUUGAGCACCCGCUCUUGAGCACCGAAAGUCUUACUUCUUUGCGUUCUGUUAGUCUUGAGGGCGGUGACCUCUUCACAAUAUCUCAGUUUUUUAGACGACAUCUGGGAAUAGAGUUACCAUUUGUCAUGAAAGAGGAUAGCGAGUUACUUGUGUGUGACGCGCACUGGGAAGCAAACAACGGGAAACUGACGCAUCUGUGGCUACCACUCUCCGAAACUACCCCUCAAAGAUUGAACUUUGUGGCCUCGGUCAAAAACGUUGAAAUUGAAGACACUGGCCACAGUAUUGACUAUACUAUUUGGGAGGAAGAGCUGCCGAGCAGUCGAUUGGGCUUCCAAAGUCUUAGCCUCGGAGGCGUACCCGAGAGGCUCCUACAACACAUAGUGGGUCGGUGUGAUACACGACUCACGUGUUUAUCGGUGGAAAUAAAAUUGUCCAAUCUGUACGGCUUUCUGGAAACGCUGAACGGCUUAUCUGGGCUGGAAGAUUUAUCGCUCAGAACAAUAGAAGAUCGGAUAGAUGAGGGGGGCUUUAAACAAUCACCUGCACCUCUUAAUCUCGUAAACUUUACUUGGGUGUGUGGCUUUAGUGGGCAGGGGCUUCUAGACAUUACCCCUUGCCUAUUAUGGUUGUUCCAAGCGGCACCAAACAUGCGGCGAGUAGUAAUAUUGGGAUCUGGAAAGCAGAGUGUUGAUCCAACCAUCUUUAAUAAUCUCAAGCAUAUUUUCUCCCUUUCUACCCAUGAAAUAAACUACGUACAAACCACUCUCGAGGAGAUUGCUAUACCGUCUCCGGACCUUCGGUAUAUGAACAUGUCGGGAGAUGCGGCCCUAUUUUGCAAGCUACGAAGUGGGUCAGUAACUUACUUGUGUAUCGAAUUUGAUGGGACGCUCGACGAUGCCGGCGAGGCGAGUGAAAUUCCCUUAUUGCUAGAUGACGAACAUUGGAGUUCUGUAACAGCUCUCGCGAUACCGGUCCAGUGGUCAACUCGGCUAGUCUUUGGGAGUAUUCGACUCUCAAAGCUACGGACUCUCAGUAUCGGGCACCAGUCUUUCGCAGCAGCCUUAUACCGCAACAUGGCUUUACGACCUGAAGAUCUGCCCUUACUCGAGAAGAUAAUUGUACCAGUCGUAGUAGAGUGGGACAUAUUCAUCAUUAUGCUAGAAAGGCGACUAAUGGCCCAGUCGAGAGGCGUUUCUACCUUGCAGAAGAUUGUAUUCCAAAGGGCUGUCUCGAGACCCAUACGGAAGAUUAUCAUCAUGAAUCUCCGAGGUCUUCUUGUGGGCCGUCCGUCUAACUAUGAUUUGUCCCUCUACGCGAACUGCGAUACUAUACUUGAUCCGUCCAUUCCAGGAUGCAUGUCAUGCCAUCUCCAACAGGUCUACUGCCCCCAGCCAAUAGUAACGACCGGAUCUUCUCUAUUUUCUGGUGCCUCUCAUUUAUUCACAAAAUACCCAGAAGAUGAAGCGGAACUCCUCGCCACAUGGGAGAGUCGAUUCAGGCAACUGUGGCCCAUUAUCCAGCAGAAUACGGGCCACCAAUUGACGCGCGCGGGAUCGUGCCCUAGAUCUUACCAAAUCGAGCUCACUCGUGACUCUAAUUUUAACUAG
Molecule: messenger RNA, 2136 nt
Organism: Serendipita indica DSM 11827
Lineage: Eukaryota; Fungi; Basidiomycota; Agaricomycetes; Sebacinales; Serendipitaceae
Source: the annotation of a GenBank genome assembly